AGACGCGUCGUCAGUGUUGAAAGGGGUAGCAGAGGCGUGCGAAUACGUGAGGAAGAAUACGUUUUCUUAACCAGUUUGGUGUAUUCGUUCGAAGCAAAGAGAUAGAGAGAGACACAGCGAUAAUAUUGAUACAUACAUAUACAUAAAACGCGAGCGCUUUUCGAGUGCUCGGCUGUUACGUUCCGUAAGCUUCUUUAGCUGUCGUUUUGUAUCGAUUUUAAUUCUCUCUCGGUUAAUUGCGUGAUUGUGCCGAGGGAAAUAACUGCUGGCAACGAGCGUGCGUGAUAACACCUGUGCGCGCGCUAAUCGACGAUCGAUCGGUCGAUCCUCGUGGUCGAGUAGCUUAACGUAGGUUGGGAAAAGUCCAAAAUGGAUUAUUCCUACUUCAAGACGGAAGUGUCCAAGCGCAGGCGACCUGCCACGACACGGGAGUUGACGAAAUUAGCGUAUUCUUCGCCGAAAAACACCGUCUCCCUGGCGGAAGGGAUGCCCAACGAAAAAACGUUUCCGUUCACAGAAAUCUCGAUUAAACUCUAUGACGGCACGUCCUUUACCCUCAACGAGAAAGAAUUAGCCACCGCUCUCCAGUAUUUACCGACGCAGGGCUACCCUCCCCUUGUGCAGACCCUCCGGGAAUUCCAGAGAAGGGCACACGCGCCACCCUUAUGGGAGAGCCGCGACAUAGUCGUCGUUUCGGGGGCUCAGGACGGUCUCAGCAAGGUUCUGGAGGCCGUAAUCGGCACUGGUGAUCCAAUUUUGGUGCCCGACCCCUUCUACCCCGGCGUCGAAGUUGUGGUUGCGCCUCAUCAAGCGGAGAUCAUAGCAAUCCCUGAAGACGACGAUGGUCCUAUCCCGGAAAUACUUAGGGAGACCCUGAGGAACCGAAAGCUGUCCGGCGAGAAAAUGCCGAAGAUAAUGUACAUAAAUCCCACGGGCUCGAACCCGACUGGCAUCAUUAUACCUUUGGAGAGACGAAAGGAGAUCUACAGUUUAGCCUGCGAAUACAACUUCUUGAUUCUCGACGACGAUCCUUAUUACUUCAUGCAUUUCGAUAAGGAAGAGACCCGGUCCUUUUUGUCGCUCGACACGGAAGGUCGGGUGAUCAGGUUGGACUCGUUCUCGAAGGUGAUCAGCAGUGGCAUCCGCGUGGGCUUCAUGACCGCCGCGGCUCCGCUGGUAGCCAGCGUGGAGGUUCACAUACAAAGCAGUCACCUCCAUACGCCUACCUUAUCGCAGGUGAUACUGUACAAGCUGUUAAAGAUGUGGGGUUACGAUGGCAUGAUGGGACAUUACAUGAGAAUCAGGUGCUUCUACAAGGAGCGAAGGGAUGUUCUCGCGGCAUUGGCGCGCAAACAUUUGAACGGUCUGGUGGACUUCAACUUACCAAAAGGCGGUUUCUUUCUAUGGAUUAAAGUGCGCGGUAUCAAGGACACGUGGAAGAUGAUGAUGCAACGCGGUGUCAAAGAGGGUGUUAUUAUGGCACCGGGGGCCGCGUUCAUGAAGGAUCCUACGAAACCCUGCAACGCCAUCAGGGCGAGUUUCGCCAAAGUUUCUUAUGAAGAAAUGGAUCUGGCGAUGGAGCGAUUGGCGCAAUUGAUCAGAGCAGAGUUAACCGAGAAUUAUACGAUCGUGAACGUGGACACGCGAUAACGCAGUUAUCGUCCUACAGGAUGCAGUCGAUGCACGACUGCGCAGGAUGCAAUCGAUAUCGAGAGAAGGACAAAGUUCAGUCGGUACUAAAUAAGGGUGGAGGGAUGAAAAGCUAUUACUACUAGGAUAAAUUGCAUGAAAUGACAAGAAGAAGAAUGUACCAGAUGUCGAUAGAAUCACGUGAACUGUAUAAGAUGAAAUAAAAUAUGUACAAUAUGGUGCAGAGAAAAAUUUGAUUGUAUUAACGUGAAGUUGUAAUGAACGAACUGAUGCAUUUGGCUGAAGAACUUAUGAAGUUUAGAAUUUGAAUUUUAAAAACCAUAAAUUAUAGUCUGAGAUGUCCUUUAACCAAAACGCAUUGGUUCGUUCGUUAAAACCAAAUUUCACGGUAACACAAUUAAUUUUUUUUCUUCGUGUGCUUUUGGAUAAGUGAUGAGCGAUGUUGAGGAGAAGAAUCGACGUCCAAAUAAUUGUUUCUGUAAACAUCGGACAUUGGACGAAUAAGCUUUAAUGGUCGUUUUAUAAUAAUUAAUAUCUAAUAAAUUAUUGAUAAUCAUAUAUCGUUUACUAAUAGAACCGCACGAUAAAGAACGGACGCGGCACAAUCGAUUCAUCUCCCGUUAGAUAUUUAUCAUAUUAAGAAAAAAAUAUUUGAAAAUUUAUUUGUAGGAUAUAUAAUAAAGCUUAUAUAAUAAAGCACAGAGGAAUAAAUCUUAUAUUUCACAAAUAUUUUUUAAAUAUUUUUCUUAAUGUAAUUUAAGCGUCGUUAUUUUUCAUUGUACCGUUUAUUACGCAUAUACUUGGUUCGAAUCGCUUACGAAGCUUGUUCGAAUUUACUCUCUCUCUCUCACACUCUCUCUCUCUCUCUCUCUCUCUCUCUCAUAUAAUUCAACAGACUUUCAUUUCUCAGUAAGAUAAAUGUACCAAUGCCCGGACAUGUACCUAUCUCCGGACAUUGUUAUUAUUUUUAUAUUUGAAUAUGAAUAUUUCAACUUUCAACGUACAAUACAUAUAUAUUGAUAUACAUACAUUUAAUAUUUAUAUUUAAUGUACGUUGAAAGAUGAAAUAUUUAGAGAAAUAUUCAAAAUAAUAAGAAUGUCCGGAAUUAGGUACAUAUCCGGGCAUUGAUACAUUUACCUUAGUAGCAGAGAGAAGUAUGAGAACGGCCACCAGCCUGAUUUCAAUGGCCAGAGCUAGGCGCUAAAGUCACUAUAUAUAAAGUACCGCAAUCCGUGGUUACGACGUUGGAAUAAAAAUGGCGUCAGACAUGUACUUAGUGUAAACGUAUAACUUAUCUACACAUUAAGUGCAAUUCUAUUAAGUAGCUGUUAGGUUAGAUAUUAAAACCAAGUAUGUUGACGAAGUAUGUGUAUGAAAAAGGAUACGUAUGUUAUUAUACACAACUACGGAAGUAUAAGGACAACUAUUGCUUUUUCCAACCACCGAUGUAUUUAAUAUAAUGUAUAAGUGCGAAUUAUCAUUUCGACAAAAUGAAGGAAAUCUACUAUCAAAUGCGUUGACGGUUACCGAAUUUGUUGACGUAUUUUUAGACAGUUAUCCAACGUUAUUUUGUUAUGCCAUAUUCUAAUGCGCAAAUUGAUAAAACUUGUUGUUAUAGCACGAAUUCAUUUUUCGUAAAAAAAAACACUAUAUUAACGAGGCAAAUGCAAAUAACAGUCGCAGUGUCGCUAUGGAAUUGUGUUACAAAUGUUAAAUGUUAUAUAAAUAAAAAAAGAGUGAUAAACGUUAUUUAUUGUUUUCCUCUACUUUACGCAAUAUAUUCAUACAAAUUUAGACAUUUUGAAUCAACCGCGUGUGGUUGGAAUAAACAUGGCGGAUGAUUGCGGUCAUAUAUGUAAUACUACUAUAUGGACAGCGGAGAAAUUUUCCUAUAAGCGAGAGUGAAACAAAUGAAAUUGAAGGAUAAAAG
Odontomachus brunneus is the source of this 3581-nucleotide messenger RNA. Its product is annotated as kynurenine/alpha-aminoadipate aminotransferase, mitochondrial-like. Gene Ontology annotation, biological process: biosynthetic process. The record is from RefSeq and is a predicted model, not a curated record. The coding region runs from base 370 to 1650 and encodes 426 amino acids. NCBI's taxonomy places the organism in Eukaryota, Metazoa, Arthropoda, Insecta, Hymenoptera, Formicidae. The transcript has 8 exons. Gene Ontology annotation, molecular function: pyridoxal phosphate binding; L-kynurenine:2-oxoglutarate transaminase activity.